GAAUGAAACUACAUGUAUUUAAUUGCAUGUGUCUGUACGUUGCACUGGAGGGAAAAGCACAGUACUUCUGCAAGAGCUUGCAGUCAAAGGAAACUUGACAGAGGAACAUAUUUAUAGUCCAAACGAAAGUACCUCUGAGACCUGAGAGCUCCUCAUACCAUCAUGAAUGAAACUGCAUCCAAUACAAUAACUGGAUUAUAAUUUUUUGGUGAUAUUAUUAUUAUUAUUAUUGGCUGCUUUACUUUUUGGGGUUCAUCCUGCUCCUCUUCUUCCUCUCUCCCUCCUCCUUGCUGCUCCCUGUUGGAAAUUAUGGCUCAUCCUGGGAGAAGAGGCUAUGAUAACCGAGAGAUAGUGCUGAAGUACAUCCAUUACAAACUGUCACAGAGGGGAUAUGAUUGGGCUGCCAAUGAAAACAGAGGACCAGUUUCUCCAAAUCUCUCUCCCCCUCCUGCUACUGGGACCUCAUCUGACCAUGCUGGGCUGGUCUCUUUGCCUCCUGAGCCCCCUGGCUCGGCUGCUGCUAGUAACGUGCCCCUUGGUGAUGGGCUGCACCCAGCACCGCAGGCUGUUCUCUUGGCUCUGUGCCAAGCUGGAGAUGAAUUUUCCCGUCGCUACCACAGAGAUUUUGCCCAGAUGUCUGGCCAGCUGCACUUGACCCCAUUCACGGCCAGGGGGCGCUUUGUGGCAGUGGUGGAGGAGCUGUUCCGAGAUGGGGUUAACUGGGGAAGGAUCGUGGCCUUCUUUGAAUUUGGUGGUGUGAUGUGCGUGGAGAGCGUUAAUCGGGAGAUGUCGCCUCUUGUGGACAGCAUUGCUGUGUGGAUGACCGAAUACCUGAACAGACACCUACACAACUGGAUCCAGGACAACGGAGGCUGGGAUGCCUUUGUGGAAUUAUACGGCAGGAACAUGAGGCCUGUGUUUGAUUUCUCCUGGAUCUCUUUGAAGACUAUCCUAAGUCUGGCUCUGGUGGGAGCAUGCAUCACCCUGGGCGCUUAUCUGGGACAUAAGUGAAGUCAGCCAUCUAACCAUGGAUUACAAACGUCUUAUGAAACAAUACAAUAAUAUGGUUUUUCCAGUAGCACAAUGAUAUUAGUUUUAUGAGCAGAAGUUCCUGGCUAAAUAUAAAUCAGCUAUUACUGCCAAAGGGAGGUAUCAUUUAUUUUUUACAUUGCAGGAAACAGUUAUUUAUUAAAGAUAUUUACAUUUAACUUGCUAUUUUCAGAAGCUCCACAAACAAUUUAUAUCCGAGUAUAACAUAAUAUUGUUAUGAAUUGUAAUGAGCCCCAAACACCUUAAGCUUUUUUUUUUUUUAAAUAAAUUAAUGCAGCUGGAUGGAUUAAAUAUACUGACAAAGACCUACCUGCUUUCUCUUCAGAGAGCAGUUACUUGGGCUGCUUCAGACUGUGUAAUUGUGUUGAUUUUACUACAAUUUCUCACAGAUCCAAGGAGAUGGGAUCCUAAAAAAAUCAGAGGGAGUGAAGUUAGAAUUAUUUCCAGCUGGCAAGUGCUGACAUUAGUGUACAAUUCAAUAUGGUACAUACGUGGUGUCAGAAUAGCAACUUCUCGGACAGCUAUCUAUAGGAGUCUUCUGGCAGGACAACAGUUUGAAAUACGAUUGCAUAUAUUUUAUGAAAGUAUUUUUAAGCUACCAAAUUGUGCCAAUACAUCAUAAUCAUAACAGUAUCAUCUGAUACCUUAAAAGGAUGAUAUGUCAAUUCAGAUACUCUUUAUGAGCGCAUGAAAUGAAAUCCUUUGGACAUGCAAGAAAUUACUGUUUCAAUGAUUUCCUCAGCAGUAAAAUGUCUUUUACAGCUACACACACAGAAACCGUGAGACCGUAAGUGCCUGCCUCUGCAGAGCACAGCUGGAGUCUGGAGUCCUGACUUGUGUCCCAUUUUAGUGGGCUCGUAUCGGCAACUGAUCCUGUUUACUUACUGAGCUCCUCUAGGGUUUUGAAACCAAUUAAGUUUGGUCUCUAAAUCCCUGAAAGAAAAAAAGGUUUAAAUUUAUUUGGCAAGAAACAGACCUCAUCUGAGUUCCAGAUUAGCUCGAACUAUACUUGUUUAUCAAACUGGACACCAAAAUGACGUACAUUUUCAUAACAAAGAAGUCAGAUGACCUGUAUUCUUUCCCCCAUCUCACCCCUCCCCCGCCAAAGUAUUUCAUGCUAAUUAUUUCUUAAGACUUUCUGCAGAAAUAAAGAAGAUGAAGAAAUUGUUCUAAUCCUCUAGUUGGACAGAGACUCACUGACAUCCGGAUUCCUUAGGUGCCUAUUGUCAUUUCAGGGGAGAAUAAGGAGGAGGAGGAAAGGAUGGACUGAGUCGGCUUCCUGAACAAUAAAUGCAACUUCAAUAAGAUUAAUUCAGAAUACUUAAUAUACAGCUUUAUAACAACUGCAUAAAUCCUGAACCAUAUAUCUUAGACAUGUCAACAUACUUUAAGGUGGGCUUUAACAACCUUUUGGCUUCUAUGAAUUCCACCUUAAAAACCUCUAAGUCAAGUGUUUUUAUUUUUUUACUAUGAAACUGUCAAAAUAUGAACUUUGUGGCUAAAUGUACAUCCAGGGACAAGUCAGAAAGCUCUGGAUAAAAAGACAGGAACAACAUUCAAGUACGUUCAGAGUGAAAACAAUACAAUGAAAAACUAUGCAGAGUCAACCUUGUGAUUUCAAUAAUAUAACGUUGUGGCAUUAUAUGCAAUAUCUGCAGUAAUUUAGGAAUGUAAUAUGUUCAUUGUUAAGGCUGUAAUUGAUGUGAUUUCUUCAAAGCUGCUUUUUUUAGAUUUGUGCAUCUCAGCAUUUUUAUUGCUAUUUAGUCAUGGCACCUACACUUUCUGUGGGCAAAGAUGGAGUAAGCGUUGCAUUUCAAAUUUGAAAUUAUUUUAAUUUUACAGAAACAUUUAAUGGAACUAAUGUUUCUAAAGCAAAUGUGAUCUGUUUUUAAACUCUGAGUAAAAACACCUGAAAUGUCAAAACUGUAUGCAUUUGUGCAAGGCACUUAUGAAAAAUAUUUAAAAAUAAUAGGGAACCACAUAUUAGGAAUUGAAUGUGGUCUUAGUUUUUGAACCUAGCAGGUUUAAUUUACGGAAAGCUGGGUACAAAGCUGAACUAGAAUUGGCACUGUACUACUGUUUCAAUCCACAUUCCACAAUCUAGUCUUCAUUUCAGUUUGUGCCCAUUAACCCCCCAUUAAAAAUAAUGAUUUGACCUUGAACUUUUUCAUCGUUGAAUUGUUUAUUGAUGGUUUACAUUAUCAAAAAAUAUAAAAAGAGUAACUAUAAAUUCCUGUGCUGCUAUAUUACCAGAUAAUUUGGAUAGAGUUUAUUCUGAACUAUCCUCCAGUGGCAAGAUUUUUCAAAGCUGCUUUAGAAGUAAUAUGAAUUAGUCACAUUACAGAGAUGAUUAUGUAGAUGCUGCCAGUUUGUGUUCUGUUGUAUCUACUCACUGGGAUUCCCAGCAUAUUAGUUAAUAAGUUAAAAAAGUCAAGGCAACUGUUAAUGGUUAUUUUAUUAAACAGAUAAUGGAGCUUUCCCAUUCUGACUGCAGAAUUGUACAAUAUUGUGGUUGCGUUAGCUGUAAGUUGAUGAUGCAUUUAUUAUUAAUCACCAUACUAGAAACAUUGAAUGUAUAUAAAAGCUUGAACUUGUUUAAAAAAAACCUCCCCCUCGACCCUCUUGCUUUCCCAGUGAUUCCUGUCACUUCCAUUUUCUUUGUUACCAUGUGAAACAAAACUUUCCCUACAAUAUGCAAGGCCUUACUGUCAUGCUCCAAAACUACAUUUCAAUUAAAAAUCACUUCUCACCCUGGAUCAGUCCUGGUGGCAAUCUGUAAAAAGAAGCUAAACAUAUAAAUAGUUGCACUUCUAAAGUUACUUGGCUGUGGAGAACCAAGGGACAACACAGGAAGAGGUGUUAAGAAGUGU
This is a messenger RNA of Chelonoidis abingdonii (Abingdon island giant tortoise), 3920 nucleotides long. NCBI's taxonomy places the organism in Eukaryota, Metazoa, Chordata, Testudines, Testudinidae. The record is from RefSeq and is a predicted model, not a curated record.